AUGUUGGUAAUUUGUAAACCACGUACUGGCGAGGUUUACAGGGCAGUGAAAUGGCAGUUAAUAUACCCUACUACUAGCCGAGGUUUCUUUCCAGUAUGGUUUUAAGCCGCUUAUGAAGUUUUUUACUUUUUGCCUCCCAUUACAGACACGAAAAUUAAAACCGGCCGUUGUUGCUUAUCGCUGAUUAUACCCUUUUACAGUCAUCUGACGUCAAGUUAGUUAGUAACGUAUAAACGCUUGCCUGAGAAAAUAGUGAUUGCUCAAGCUUGCAAACUUCGCAGCUUGUGUUCUCUCAUCAGUUAUUAAAAUGUUACGCCAAAUUAAUACGAUUUAAAUUGCUGAACGUCAAGCUUGCAAUGGACAGGCAACACAAAAUGUCAUUAAAACGUCGAGUCGAGUUAGUUUGACCUGAGCCUGGCCGAUAAAGGCUACAUCAUAGGCCUAGGUUAGCUGCGGAGCCUUUGACUGUGGCUUAUAGGACUUCUCUUGUCAACAAAAGAUGGAAUAUUUGCCAUUACACAAGUUUGGCAAUGGGUUUCUUGGCUUCUACUUUGUGUGGAGUGUCUUUAUCAACUUCGACUGCAAUAAGUGUGGACAGACUUCUCGCUUUGUUGCUGGGGCUCAGAUACAGACAAGUUGUAACUUUGAGAAGAACAUAUAUAAUCGCUUUUGGUUUCUGGUUUUUGUCCAUCGUUGUUUCAUCUACUUUUACAGUUUGGAAUAUUCUUAUACUUUUUUGGUAUCAAUAG
Porites lobata is the source of this 749-nucleotide messenger RNA. NCBI's taxonomy places the organism in Eukaryota, Metazoa, Cnidaria, Anthozoa, Scleractinia, Poritidae. The record is from the annotation of a GenBank genome assembly.